AUGACCAUCGCCCCCUGGAAGCUCUUCAGCGAGAGCACCUACGUUCCCGCAGCCCAGGUCGAGGAGAUCCGCGGCGCGCUGGAAAGGGCACUGCGGCUGUCGCCCCGGCACCCGGGGGCGAACCACCUCCUCAUCCACCUCAUGGAGAUGUCGCCAACGCCGGAGCAGGCACUGGGUGCGUGCGCCCUGCUCCUGGAGCCCUAUGCGCCCGACGCGCCACACCUACUGCACAUGCCCUCGCACAUCUACAUGCUUCUCGGGCGGUACGGAGAUGCUGUCAGGUCCAAUGUUGCUGCAGUCAGAGCGAACACGAAGUUGUAUACAAGAUACGGCGACGGAAACGGUUGCCAAGAAGGUGGCCGCAGGAGAGGUGCUGUACCGCAAGGGGCGGCUCUUGCAGGAGGCCGGCGACGGCGGGUCCGAGCCCCUGGUGGAGGCAGGCCUCGAGGCGCUGAGGGAAGCUGCCGCCCUCGAGGACGCGCUGAACUACGACGAGCCUUGGGGCUGGACGGUGCCGGCGCGCCACGCCCUCGGUGGGCUGCUGCUGGAGCAGGGCCGCGCUGGCGAGGCCGCGGCGGUCUACCGCAGCGACAUGAGCGGCUUCGGCGGCGGCGCCGGCUCGGCUGGCGGAGCGGCAGGGGGCGCCGGGCGCCACAACAGGCACCCGGAGAACCUGUGGUCGCUGCGGGGGCUGGCGAAGUGCCUCGAGGCGGGGGCGGAGCGCGCAGGGGCCGAAGAGGACGCGCCGUCGAUGGAGAGAAGGCUCGAGGCGGCGGGCCGGCACGCCGACGUGGAGGUGGCCGCGUCGUGCGCCUGCGUGCGCUCCUGCGCCGCGCCCAGGCGCGUGUAGCUGCGCGGAUUUGA
This is a messenger RNA of Prorocentrum cordatum, 864 nucleotides long. The record is from the annotation of a GenBank genome assembly. NCBI's taxonomy places the organism in Eukaryota, Dinophyceae, Prorocentrales, Prorocentraceae.